AUGCCCCCAGCGCGCCCUGGAGCCCCCUCACCUUCUCCCCAGCCCGGCUCACUGUGCCCGAGGGCGAGAACGCCACCUUCACCUGCAGCUUCUCCAGCAAGCCCGAGCACUUCGUCCUCAACUGGUACCGCAUGAGCCCCAGCAACCAGACGGUCAAGCUGGCCGCCUUCCCCGAGGACCGCAGCCAGCCUGGCCGGGACCGGCGCUUCCACGUCACGCCGCUGCCCAGCGGGCGACACUUCCACAUGAGCAUCAUAGCCGCCCAGCGCAAUGACAGCGGCGUCUACUUCUGUGGGGCCAUCUACCUGCCCCCCAAGACGCAGAUCAACGAGAGCCGGCCUGCGGAGCUCACGGUGACAGAGGGAGUCCUGGAGCUGCCCACAGAGCGCCCCAGCCCCCCACCCAGGCCCGAAGGCCAGUUACAGGGCCUGGUCACCGGUGUCACAAGCGUCCUGCUGGGGGUUCUGCUGCUGUUCCUGCCAACCUGGGUCCUGGCGGCCGUCUACCUCUGGGCCAGUCGAGAGGGCUGCGCGCGCAGGAGCGAAGACCAGCCUCCGGUGAGCGGCUCCUCCACCGGGCCUGCGUGCACGGUGGACUACGGGGAGCUGGACUUCCAGUGGCGAGAGAAGACCCCGGAGCCCCCGGCCCCCUGUGUCCCGGAGCAGACCGAGUACGCCACCAUCGUCUUCCCAGGCAGGCCGGGCUCCCCAAGCCGCAGGGCUUCUGCAGACAGCCCGCAGGGGCCCCGGCCUCUGAGGACUGAGGACGGACACUGCUCCUGGCCCCUCUGA
Lipotes vexillifer (Yangtze River dolphin) is the source of this 791-nucleotide messenger RNA. RefSeq names its product programmed cell death 1 (gene PDCD1). The record is from RefSeq and is a predicted model, not a curated record. Gene Ontology annotation, biological process: negative regulation of immune response; positive regulation of T cell apoptotic process. Lineage: Eukaryota; Metazoa; Chordata; Mammalia; Artiodactyla; Lipotidae. The transcript has 4 exons. The annotation marks the transcript as partial. Gene Ontology annotation, cellular component: external side of plasma membrane; membrane.